This is a messenger RNA of Acipenser ruthenus (sterlet), 8753 nucleotides long. RefSeq names its product aryl hydrocarbon receptor-like. Gene Ontology annotation, biological process: regulation of transcription by RNA polymerase II. The record is from RefSeq and is a predicted model, not a curated record. Lineage: Eukaryota; Metazoa; Chordata; Actinopteri; Acipenseriformes; Acipenseridae. The transcript has 11 exons. Gene Ontology annotation, cellular component: aryl hydrocarbon receptor complex; nucleus. Gene Ontology annotation, molecular function: nuclear receptor activity; transcription cis-regulatory region binding; protein dimerization activity. The coding region runs from base 366 to 3665 and encodes 1099 amino acids.
GAGCAAAGUGAAAACAACACCAAAGAACACAAGGAAACUUUGUUUGGGGGCAGUAUAGAGUGACAGCUUUAAAAAAUUGAAAAGAAGAAGGGAAAUUUGUUCUGAUCACGCCAUUACUAUUCGCUGUUAAACAGGACACUUUUUUGGAAUCUUUUUCAAGGGUUAUUUGGGUUUGUGGGUGUCUCGGAUCGUUCUUCAUUUGUUUUUGAUUUCGCAUUUGCCAGUUCCGCGCUGAGGUGGUUGAAUGUCGACUACAUACAUUCUCUUUGGGGAUUUUACUUAUCUCGGUGUUUGAUCGCAUUUCUUUGAAAAAUUGCAUGCAGUGAAAAGAAACUUCACUAGUUACACUAACUUGUAAGAAGAGUAUGUUGGCCACCGGAGGGAUCUACGCUGUCAAAAAACGAAAGAAGCCGAUACAGAAAAUCCCAAAGCCCCAGCCCACAGAUGGAAUCAAAUCGAACCCAUCUAAGCGACACCGGGACAGGCUGAACUCUGAGCUGGACAAGCUGACCAGCCUCCUGCCGUUCUCGGAGGAUGUGCGUGCCCGCCUCGACAAGCUGUCUGUGCUGCGUCUCAGCGUGGGCUAUCUCAAAGUCAAGAGCUACUUCAAUGCCACCAUGAAGAAGAACAAUGUGGGCUGGCUCAGGGAGAAGCCAGGGACUUUCGGAGGGAAUGGACAGAGCGUGCCUCAGACUAACGGAGCUAGCUUCUCCGAAGGGGACCUCCUGCUCCAGGCUCUGAAUGGCUUUGUCCUGGCAGUCACAGCAGAAGGAUAUGUUUUCUAUUCAUCACCUACCAUACAGGACUAUCUUGGCUUUCACCAGUCUGAUGUGGUCCAUCAGAGUGUGUUUGAGCUGAUCCAUACAGACGACCGGGCUACGUUCCGGCGCCAGCUUCACUUCGCCCUCAAUCCCAACCCAUUCGAAUCUGAGCAGGGCACAGAACUCAUGCAAAGUGGCAGCAAUAGCACCGGGCUUUCCAACAUUGUGAACUAUGACCCCCAACUCAUUCCGCCCGAGAACUCGUCCUUCCUGGAGAGAAGCUUCUGCUGCCGCUUCCGCUGUCUCCUUGACAACUCUUCUGGCUUUCUGGCACUCAAUUUCCAAGGCCGGUUGAAGUUCCUCCAUGGGCAGAACAAGGUAUCGGAGGAUGGCACCCUGGUCCCCUCUCAGCUGGCUUUGUUUGCCAUUGGCACGCCCCUCCAGCCUCCUUCCAUUCUGGAGAUCAGGACCAAGACCCUCAUCUUCCAGACAAAGCACAAGCUGGACUUCACACCUACGGGAUGCGACACCAGAGGGAAGGUGGUGCUGGGUUACACAGACACUGAGCUCUGCAUGAGAGGCACCGGGUAUCAGUUUAUUCACGCAGCCGAUAUGAUGCACUGUGCAGACAGCCAUGUCAGAAUGAUUAAAACAGGAGAAAGCGGCCUCACAGUAUUCAGACUACUGACCAAGAAUGGAAGCUGGGUUUGGGUCCAGGCAAAUGCUCGCCUUAUUUAUAAGGGAGGAAGGCCAGAUUUCAUCGUUGCCCGACAAAGAGCCUUGACAAACGAAGAAGGGGAGGAGCACUUACGCCAGCGGACGCUGCAGCUUCCCUUCCAUUUCGCCACCGGAGAGGCGGUCCUUUACGAAACCAGUUCUACUGGGGAUUUCUCUAAUUUCUUUCCAGCCAAGAGCAAGAAGGGUGCCGAACAGAAGAGCAUCGAUCCCAACUCUCUUCUGGGCGCCAUGUUGAAGCAAGACCAGGCCAUCUACGUGUCGCACGCAGCCACCGAGCCCCAGUACUCCCUCGAUAAAGCCAUGGAAGACACCACGAUUGUGAAUGCCCUGGGUGACCCCAGGAUUCCAGGAAGCCACAGACAGAAUGCAAACGUCAAGCAGGAAAGUGAGACUUUGGCCAUGAUGGACACUUUGGAGAAGCUCUUCAAUGGAAAUGACCUCCAAGGUGUUGAUGGGCUGGAGCUAAAGCACUGGGAGGAAACCUUGCUCAAGAUGGAUAUCAACAACAGUGAAAUGUCCAUAGAGCUCAAUGAUAUCCUUAACAACGACAUCUUCUCCUAUGUUGAGGAUGCCUUGUUCAAAGAGCAAUGCAAACCCAAGAACAACGGCAAAGAUAACGGUCAGUCUUCUAUCAACUCCCUGGCCAACCAGAUGGAUUCCAUGGGAGUUGUUCAGCCAAAUGUAUUUGAAGGCCAACUUCUGAAUGGCUUUGUUGCCCAGUUUGGCAAUCAAACUUGCUCACAGCUGCCGCAAGGUCGAACCCUACAGGACUUCCAGGAGCCGCCCUUGCAAUCCUUUCAGGCCACUCAGAUGGAUCUAAACCAGCAGUUGCUACCAGCCCAUCAGAUAGGCACCCAGCCCAACCAAGUUGGAAUGGGUAAGCCCAGUCUGGCAGGCUUCCAAGGCUUUCUGCAGGCUGGUCCUCAAAAUCACAUAGGACUGAAUGUCUCAAACGAUAUGCAGCCCAGGCUUCAGCAGCAGCAGUCACCUGCCAAUCUGAACACCCCAAACUCCUUCGUUCACAUCUGCUCCCAAGACAACAUGGAACUCAAUGCUAACAAUCAGCUGCAGUUUGGCCAGAUGUUGGCUGGACCCUGUACACAGAACCUCAUGGGACACAGCUUGCAGCAGAGCACAGUUGGCUCCCUGGGCUUGUCCAACCAUAGGCAACCACAGAUACCCCAGAAUAACAUGGGUGGCUUCUCUCAAAACCAAAUAAGACCAAACUCUCAGGCCAACAUGGGUCAGCCCAACCCACUGACUCCCCAAAGCCCACUUCAGAAGUCCCAGCUGAUGCCAGCACAGCAGCUACUGAAUCCCAUGGCUUCUAACAAGGAUAGUCAAUGGGUUACUUCCGCAUCCAACACUAACUACACCCAGAACCAUCAACAGGUGCCCAUGUCAGCCCACAAUGAAAUACGAAGGGAUCUGCAGCAGCUAUCCCUACCCCAGAACCCUUUGAUGAUGAACCAACUACCAACACAGCACCAUCAUCCAGCAGAUUUAGUGCAGCGAAUGCAACAGUUGCAGCCACAAGCAGUGAUCCAAAAUGGACAGCUGUACCCCACCGAGCCACAACAGGAAAGACUAGUGGGUGUUCACCCUACUGUGUCUUAUAGCCAAACCCAAGGACUUCAAAGCAUCCCCCAAAUAAGUUCUCUGUUGGCUCAGAGCAAUCAGUUUCAACAAUGUGGGUUGGGAUCCGGAGCCCAGCAAAUAAGAAAGAUCUAUCAGACCCCUGUGGGGUCAGCAGGCCUCUCUUCGACAAGCAGCUGCAUGUUCGAGAACAAUUCCUCUCCCCCGAUGAACGAGGUGCAGUUCAGCAGCAUGGAACACUCUACCCCUUCUUGCCUUAAUAUAAAGCCGUCCCCCAACGAAAGCCCCCUCCAGGCAUCCUGCUACUACCAGACAAAACCUAGUGAACCCAUAGUGGGCACUACAGUAAUUGCGCAGGAAGACAUCAGCAUCAGCCCUCCAUCAUGCCAGUUCCAGCCUGGCUUUCCUCCUGAGGUUCUCCUGGAGCAGUGCUUUAUAAACUGCAAUGGGCAGACUCCGCAACCAGGCCAUCCAAUGGAAGAAAAUGGAGAGUUACCCUAUACUGCACUUCCUAACGGAAACACAUAUUUUCCAGAACAUUCCAGACAAGCCAACUGCUGUGAUUACUAGAUGAGUAUCACUGUAUUUUAGAACACCAAAAAAAAAAAAAAAAGCAGAAGCACACAGCCAUGUGAAAUCAACAGUUGCCUUACGAAAUUAUUAUUAUUAUUAUUAUUAUGGGUUGUUGUUCCUUUUUGAUGUGGACAGUUUCACCCUCAGAAAGAUUCCUCUCUUUUUUUGGGCAAAAUUCUACUAAAUCCAAAAGGGAUUACUUAGAUGUCAUUCCCAAGUAUUUGAAAGGAGUCCAGCAUGUUGAUUUUAUGAUAGACUAAAGUUUUUGGUAUAAGAAAAGCCAUCUGAAGAAAACAAAUCUUUUGUCAAGUAAAUGUGGCUGGAUGAACUAAUGUGAGCAUGGUGAUGUUCACACUCAAAAUGGACUGGAUUAUAUUCCAUAAUCUCAUUCUGAUGAAUGAAAACAGCUCUGCGUAGGGUAUGUAUUUGUCUUGGCAUUCUGUAAAACCUAUGGUAGGGUCAAAAUACCAGAUUGUCAAAAUACAAUAUUCGGUGGAUAAUAUAAUCACAAAACCACAGCAACAACAAAUGGUUCAUAAAACCAGAAUUACCUUUAUUGCAGAAACGUCUGGAGGCAAUUUGGAGGAAAACCCAAAAGCAGGAUUCCAUGUGAAUGUUCCCAUAUAGCUAAUCAUAUUAAUCUCAAUGCUAUUAUAACUGUAUCCUGUGGGUGCUUCAUUUUGAUUUUGUUUGUACAAAAAAACCCCACCCUUUUUAUAUUUUGUAUGCAUUUUAUUGACAUUAUUAACCUGUGCUCUUGAGCCAUUGAAACUCUAUUGUAUGGUAUUUUCUUCCUUUGUUGUGUGAGUGAGCGUGUGUGUUUUUGUGUAUGUGCUCUCAGUUAGUAGAUAAGAAGGAGGCACCCUGGCCAAAUGUUAAAAAUGCAAUAUCCUUUGGAUUCAAAGCCCAGGGAAAACCAAUACAAGUUUUCUUCUUAAAAAAAUUAAGCAAUGUGCUGAAAAAUUUGCAAUUUCUUUAAAAAAUUUAAAGCACAAUUUAAUGAUGCUUUUAGCUUAGUUUUUUUUUAAUUUCUUGAUUAUGAACGAACCACAAUUAAUGGGAAAUGUGAAUUUUGAAAUAUCAUAUUUUUCUAGCUAUAAAACCAACAUUAUCUAACAAAACACAGCUUCUGUGGAGGAUCGGGCUGUUUAUUUCCUGGUUGCUGGAAUCAUGGGGAGGUGAUGGGAUGGGAGUUGCAAAGGAUGCUGGACAAUGAAGUUCUCAUUUCCCUUUGAAAGAAACAAGCAAUUGAUUAUUGUGUAUUUUUGAGGAGAUGAGUUUGAUGCAGGUUACAACAGAUUUAUGUAUUUAUUUAUUGCAUUUAUAUAGCGCUUUUUAUACAAAAGUAUCGCAAAGCACUGUACAGUACAUAGCAGAAAAAAAGAACAAACCACAAUACAUUUGUGUAGCAUGUCACACAUAAAACUGCCACAAUCAGACCAUUUAAAUAACACAUUUAAAUAACAGUAUACACAUAAUACAAAAGCGGCAAUUUUAAAGUUACAUUAAAAGCCACUAAGAUAAGAAAGCCAUUUUAUAAAAGUGCAUUUUUAGUCUCGGCUUGAAAACUGUAACAACGUAACAAUAGAUGUAUACUAUAUAAUAAAAUUAUAUACCCUAAUAAUCUGUUGUAACAUAGAUCAUUGGCAGGAAUGCCAUUAAUGUACACAAAUGAGAGAGCUAAUAUAUGUACAGGUAAUGCAAACAGUGGAUUUAGCUGGACAGUGAUUUGUAGUUCGGGCUUUGAAAUGGGAAUUGCAUUUUUAAUGUAACUGACUUUAUAUAACAUCUUUAAAGCUAAUACACCAAAGCAAAUAUUUUAUAGGUUUUCUCUGUUUUGUUUUUCAUGAAGGGAGCUGAAGGUUGUGCUCUGCAGUUAGACAGAGAUGUAAAGUGGCAGCUAUUUAAAAAGUGCUUUACACUACAGAGCAGAAGAUUCGCCGGGGCUAGUGUUAACGGAGUGGAUGUGAGGGCUAAACGUACAGAAAUGCUGGUGAAAACAAGUGUGACAACCAGAAAUAUGUAUGGAUUACUUACAGUACCUAGUCAUAUAUCUAGAAAGACGCUGCCUGUCAAACAACAGUAGGAGUUGAAGAAUCAUGCCUCAAAUGCUUUCAAGGAAGAUCACUGAUACCUGUUGCUCAGUCAAUAGCAAGUUAAGGAAACGAUAAAUAAGAAUGAAAAAUAUCUUGCGGUAAUCUUUUUCGCUGCCCUGCAUAUGAACAGUAUGCCCUCGUCAUUACUCUAUGUAAAUCUAAAAGCAUUUUAUAACAACUUAAAAUAAUCAUUAAGUCAAAGUCAUUCCGUCCCACUUCUCUCUCUCCUGUGUUGUACAUUGUUGUAACAGCUUCAACACAUUUAUUUUGGUAUUUACUUAAUGAAAUGUAACUGAAGAGACUCCACAGCACAUGUUGGCAGGAUCAGAUCUUUCAGAUACAUAACCUGGUACUUGGAACAUUGAUGCCAGCAGAGUUCUUUUGACAGACAAAAGAUAAGUCAUUUUGAGCUGAACAUAUUUUAAUCUCUAAGAAAGAUGUCAUAAGAUAUUAUUUAUUUGUAUUAAAAAAUAUAAAUAAAUAAAACAUUGGCAUUAAGAUUUGCAGAAAUACAAUACUGGUAUUACUAAUUGGCUUCAUAUAUUUCUAGAGGUUGUCUUUCUUGCCAUAGUUUCAAGGAAUAAGUCUAUACUUGGCCUUUUUUCAUAAUUCAAACAUUAACUUAAAUUAUGUACAUAAGAGGCAUGAAUGCAAAUAAGCAAGGACUAAUUACCCAAUAAUGUUUUUGAAGAUGUAAUAUAAUGUAUACUUUACUGGUUUUCUUAAUAUCCAGAGUGAAAUUUCCUUUUUCUUACAUUAAUAAAGUAUAUCAAAAAUAUUACACCACAACUGUAAAAAAAAAGUAUUUUAUAACAUUUAUACAGUCCAAUGUAUUUUUUUAAUACUGACAUUAAUAUGUUAAUGAAAAGUAUCAAUGAAAGGCAUUUCUGACAGUAAUAUAAUGCUCUGUGACAAUCGUAAAAAAAAUCAAUACCACUUUGGAUUUUAAUAUUGGACCGUUAUUGCCCAUGUUAACCAAUGUACAUUAUCAAUAAUUCAGUAAUCAUUUUCAGAAUUUUACUCCAGAUUUGACCAAUUCAAACAUGGGAAAAAAUUAAUUUGCGGCAUUAUGUAAACACCCAAAUAAUAAGUGUUUCUAAGGGCUGUAUUAUUAUAUCCUAAAACACCUUUUGGUUCUGGCACAAUCUUGUACCAAUAUAAAAUGAAAUAAAUAUUAAAAAAAAAAAAAAAAAAAAAAUGGAACUGGCUUUUGCUGUUUAUGAGUAUAUUGACUUUUUUCUCCCAGUCUGUCCAUGAAAUUCCAUUGACCUAUAUUGUUUUCAUUUUGCAUAUUAUAAAUAAAAUAAUAAUUGCCAGAAAGCAGGCCGCUGUGAGACCCUCUUAUCCUGCGUGGCAGGGUUCAUAAGCAAAUUUAUGUAUAAAUCGAUAGUUAUUUUUCCUUAAAUAAUGUCUUCUGUCACUGAUUAUUUUGGAACCAUCACAGAUCCUGUAUCUAAGUAAUAACACCAUUGAGGCAGCUAUUUUAAAUUGAUGUAUUUUUCUAGAUGUCUGAAGUCAUGACAGUAACACCUGAUAAGAGAAGCUUUAUGAAAAAGACUUUAAGAAUAAAGAGAGGGGCCCUUGUAAUGUAUACCAGUUAUGAUACGGUUUAUGAACAGUGAAUAGUAUUUUAUUCCAUACCAAUAGAAUCUCACAUCUUCUUAAAAAUACAAUUUAAUCUAUUCAGGUGUUGAAUGAUUUCUGCUUAUGAGAUGUAAAACACGUCACGUGUGUAUGUAUAUUAUAUAUUUCUGCGGAGGAUAAACAGUGGACAUUUUCUCUGCGUGGGUAACACAACAAUUAACAAUCUCGUAAUCAUAAACUCAAGUAGCCACUGACGUACUUUCCAAAACACUGUAAAACACUGCGUUAAGGCCACCUCAAUAUAAAGGCCACCUUGCUAUUAAGGGCACUUUUGAAAAGUCCGGAUUUGCUCCCAUUGGCAGCACUGUAACGUCUCCUUCAAUAUUAAGGCCACCCUUGUAUUCAGUAUUAAGGACAUCAUCGGAGAUCCCAAAUGUAUCAAGACACUGUUAAAUGACCUCUAAUAAAACCAAACCAAUGCUGUAAAUCAUUUUUUAUACAGACUCUGGAUCCAAUGUGAUGUAACUCAUCUGCAAAUUAGACUAUUUGAACUAAAACGGUAAGUAGGAACAGAAAACUAAAAUCCUAGUGACGUUUUUUGACUAAUCUUCAGUAGUAAGGCUGCCCCGUUAAGGCCACAUUGUGUUGGCCUCCUGAGCGGACCAAAUAAUGAGGCUUCUCUUAUAAAAGUUUACUACAGUAUUUUUGCCGUUGUCUUAUGCUUUUCCCAUGGUUAUACUAUGCAUUUACCAUGGUUUGCAAUGUUUUUUUAAUAUGCUUUACCAUACAUGUACCUCACUGUAAUUUACAAAGUUUGCCUGUGUUUUACCAUGCUAACUAUUCUUUAUUACACAUUGCUGUGCUUUUACUAUAGUAAACUUUUAUAAGGGUUCACUGGCCUUACUAAUCUAUUAUUUUUGUGUUACCCACUGAAAAUAAGACUUGUGAUACCACCACAACCUACCAUUCAUAUGUCGAUGAUUAUCUUUAUAAGAAUUUUGUAAUAUAAGUUCAAUUCAAUUUGUCCAUCUGGUCUGACACUCCUUGCAUGUUAGCUGCUGAAGGAUAUUUGAUUUGGUCUUUUAGUUUGUUUGUCUUUGGGUGUCCAGGGUCUCCACAUUGAAAUCCAUUAUCCAUGUAUUAUGUACAGGUUGUUCUUGUGUGUUUUUUUUAAUGUUUUCUUUUUUUGGCACUUAGCAGUUAAAUUGUUAUUGCCCUGCACUUACCUGAUGUUAUUUUGUAGUUUGCAGCACACUGCAUAGUCAUCUGCUCGCUUUAUAAAGAAAAAAAAAGAAAUGUUUUUAGCUUUUUGCUUUAUUUGACCUAUUAAAAAAAACAGUAGUUUUGCUCUUUAAUGUUAUGUAACGUUUCAUCCUGAAUUAUUAAAGACGUUUUUAAUAAAUAA